AUGCCACGUCCCCAGCCUGCUUCUCGCACCCCCACUUUGGGAGAGGCCGUGCUCAUCCGAAACGCUUUAGCUCGUAACCUAGACGAGGUUACUGAUAACUCAGCUGGGUUUCCAGAAAACAGAGACAGCAAGGGGAACCCCAUAUCUUGGCAGGGCCAGUGGGCAGGUUUAGACGCCGGUCUAGAAGCGGGUUAUCAGUGGGCUGUUCUGCCAGACAACGCAGAUAACCAGGCAGGUUACGAUGACGAUAGCGACGAGACCGGGCGCCAUGCAGAGUGGCAGUCUGCAUCGCACGAGAGCUCGGAAGGGGGUUCCGCUAACCGAGUGGUUAGCGGAGAGGAGCGGCGCUCGCUCUCCGAGCUGCGCCAGACCAGGGCGGGAGGGAAAUUGGUUUGGACAGUUCCCGAGCUCAAACCCGAGCGGGUUAGGGGGAGGGCCGAGCGAGACUGGUUGCAAAGCCCCGGGACUGCCUUUGACCAGCCCUUAACCACCGCUUUUAACCGUCCACUUACCAGCUUAGACGGCCACAGUCACAAUGCAGACGGCCAAGAGUCAAGAAGAAGUCAGACCGCUUGUGGACACCGUGAAAGCACUAGAGGGGGCCCAGUCUCAUCCGAACGGCGCGCACAAACUUCGAUGGGUAGGCAUCGGAAUAGUCAUGGGGCAGAGGGGGGUGACGUCAUUGCUGACAUCAUGAAUGACGUCACUUCGCGCGGGCAAGUACCCAGGUCCGAAGCGGUGUCCGGGCUGUUCCGGUCGUGCCUCGCGCUCGAGGGGCGGCUUCGGACCUUGGAGCUGCUUUCUGGAGGGGGGGUGCCGGGAACAAGCAAACUUGGGGAAAUGCCCGGCUCAAACAACUUGGGGAGACGGCGGGGUUUCGAGGGUUUGAGUCGGCGCCCGCAUACUGCUUUUGGCGAGGCGGAGUUGAAGGCGAACGGCGCGGGCGGAAGCUCGGUGAAACGGCCAGCCACGAGUAUAGGUGCGCCGAUGCGAGGUAGCGGGUAUGUCGGGGGUCGCUUUGCAAGGAGCCAGUCAAAGGAGUAUUACUUAGGGUCGUCUAGCCACAGUCGUCCAGUCGAAACCUCUAUGUAUUUUACUGAAAACCUACGAACCGAAAGCUCAGAGGCCGUAACCGGAUUCCUGAACCAGACCCAGGUCCGUCAAACCGUGCACCGGAUCUCGGACCUCGCUGCGGAAAUGGGAGGAAUCCUGCAGGGCUACUCAGACGAAACCAGACGGUUGGCCGCGGUUAUGAUAACCCGGUUCGUUCGGGGCUUCCUCUGCCGGAAGCGCUUCCGAGAGGGGCGGAAAGCGCUGCGGGACUGGCGCGCAGAGGAGUUCGGGCCGGUCCGGAGCCUGCUGACGUCAUGGUUGCGUAAGCGCGCGGGUCAGGAGGUGCGCAUGAAAGUGAUACAGGCGGUGCGGGGCCGGCGGGUGGCGGAGGCUGCUUUCCGGGCGUGGACCGGAGCGGUACUGGUUUGUCGAGAAGAGCGCGCGCAGUCCAUGGUACGCGCCGUGAGGCUCCAGGGCGAACACCUGCAGAGGCGCGGGGCGAAGGCGCUCCGUGCGUGGCGGGACAUUGCGAUUGGGCCUCAGAGCCGCACAAAGUGCGUCGAGAACCAUAAACGCCGGUGGGAAGAAGCGCGCGCGCGGCUGCUUCUGCUGGCGGAACAGAAGAGCUGGGCGGGCGGCGUCACGGACGAAAUGGUCGCCGAGGAUCUGCACGCGGCCGCGGUGCGGAAGCUGCGCGAGCGCGCGCACGCGCGCACGCUGGGGCGUACCUUCCGGGAGUGGAAGAAGCUGACGUACAUUCGGCUGGGCCUAGCGCGCUAUCAAGGGCGACUUAAGAGAGCGGUUCUCCAGGAGUUAGUCGCCGUUAUGUGGGACAAGCGCGCGCGCGUGGGCGAGGCGAUGUGGGCUCGCCGGAAGAUCCACCGGGAGGCGAAAUUGCUCGGAAGGCGGAAGCGGCUCUGGGGGGUCUGGGACACGUGGCACGCGGAGGUGCAGCGCGCGCGCAUGUUGCGCACGUUCUUGUCACAGAAAGAUAAAAGUCACGGCCUGCGCGCUCUUCCUAUCGCCUUCCGCCGCGACCAAUCUGCGGUUGACACGUGGACGGAAACGAUAGCGGAGUGCAGCACCUGGAUCGCCGUGGAGGCGACAGCUGUCGCGCGCGCGUUCCGCCGGUGGCAGGCGUUCCGGCGGAUGCAGGAGACGCUGCGCGCGCUGCAGGAGGCGCGCAUUCAUCCCGUUCGAUCUGUCAAGGGACGAGAGCUGCUGCGGGUCGUCUUUACCGCGUGGCUGGAGACACAGUGGCCGAAGCGGGGUGCAACAGGUGACGUCAGGGGCAGCUCGAGUGACGUUAGCACGUCACGAAAGCCGCCAGAAACGGCGAGCCAGGAGGAGCCAGCGGGGGGGUCCAACAUGCGGGGCCCGGACCCCCCGGCGAGCGAGAAAGAGGCCCACUCAAGGAGAAGACAGUCUGUCGGUUCAAUGCGAGCAACGACGGAGGCGCUGAAAGCGGCGCUCCUGGAAAGACGGUACGAACCGCCGGAGGACAGCCACGCCCCCGCAGACGCUGAGCUUCGACGCUUGCGGGACAUCUUGGCGAGGCUCGAAAUGGACAGAGAGGACGUUACAAACUGA
Molecule: messenger RNA, 2643 nt
Organism: Klebsormidium nitens
Lineage: Eukaryota; Viridiplantae; Streptophyta; Klebsormidiophyceae; Klebsormidiales; Klebsormidiaceae
Source: the annotation of a GenBank genome assembly